GCCAGGUGGGGCCCGUCAAGCACUCGGUCCCACCUGCCUGCCUCCUCCUCUCGCUCUCAGCCGUCUCCUCCCCCUCUCACGUCUCAAGUACUCAGCCCUUCCCUCCCUUACGUCCCUUCCCGCACGGCAGAGCCCGCAACGGCCAUGGAGGAAGACGCAGCCUCGGAGAUCAGCGACUGGGAGGUGCUCUCCGUCGCCUCCGCCUGCGGGGGCGACAACGACGAAGUCGUAAUCGUCUCCGGCGGGGCCGGCGACGUCCUCCACGACCACUUCGCCCUCGUCCCCGCCGCUGCCGCGCCCUCCGAUGCCGGCUUCUCUGGCGAGGGCCCGUGGUCGGAGUCCAGCGUCUUCUCUGGUUGCGAGGUGCAGAAAGCGGCCUUAGGAUUAUUGGAUGGAUUAUAUUCUAUUUUGCAUGAAAGAUUCGAUCUUCUCGCUGGGGUUUCUGGCGACCAGUUGCAGGUAGUCGGGGUUGAUGAAUCCAGAGAAAGCUCGGUUCUUGAAGCUGACACGGCUUGCGACGCGACAUGGAGUCCUGAGGGAAGGCAAGCUGAGGCGGUAGACGUGGAGAUAGGGCAGGGGAAUAAUGACACGCGCAGUUGCGGCGGAUUGGAGUCGAUUCUGCAUCGGACUCGUCAUGAGGUGGGAGAAACUCUGUAUUCUGACGCGGCUACGGUCAUGGAUGCAUCGCAGAUUGAAUUAUCAGAGAAUUCCAAUGUGCAAUCGGAAGAUGCAGGAGCUGAUGCUCUUAUAGAAAGCUCAUGUCUUGAGGAUGUUGUGACAACUGAUGGAGUGCAGGAUGAGCAAGAGGAGGAGGAGCAAAGGAACAGUGCUAAUUCUGCUUCCUGUUGCGAGAAUUCGGAUGGUGAGGUGAAGGAUGGUUCUUUGCCCCUGGUUCAAAACCCGGAUACGGGCGGUGAGGGAGAGAGGCAAGUGGUUGUCUGGUGGAGGUUGCCGUUCAAGCUGCUGCAUUACUGUGCUUGGAAGGUGAAGCCGGUGUGGUCCUUUUCCAUCGCGGCGGCACUGCUGGGCCUGGCUGUGCUCGGGAGGAGGAUGUACAUGAAGAGGCGCAAGGCAAGGGGCCUUCCCCAGAUUAAGAUCGUGUUUGAUGAUAAGAGGGCCUCCCAGUUUGCAGAUCGUGCAUCACGUCUCAACGAAGCCUUCUUGAUAGCGAGACGUGUACCCAUGCCGAGAACUUCAUCCGGUGCAGUGCUUCCAUGGUCAAUGGUUCAAGAGAGAUGAGCCAGCCUGUUCGAACCUCCGUCAGAAGGUCCCGUGUUGCAUUAGUAAGCAACUGGUCUGCCUGAUAAGCAUCAGCAGGAGCAUCUAAAUUGGCUUUGCCUUGAUGCCUUUUCCUUUAGACUACGCAUCCAGGAUGCCAAUGUUGAUGCCUGAUGCAUAGCUAUACUUUUGGUCUAUUACGCUUUUGAUCGCCCUUGCUUGGUUUAGUCCUUGGUCAGUGGAGUAGUCCUGAAUGUGUCAUCGCUCCAGUCAUGUGUUUUUCUCUUAUGUUAAAUUGUUAAGCUAGACUGCUCAAGUUCCAUGUGUUA
Phragmites australis (common reed) is the source of this 1547-nucleotide messenger RNA. RefSeq lists its product as uncharacterized. The transcript has 2 exons. The record is from RefSeq and is a predicted model, not a curated record. The coding region runs from base 145 to 1239 and encodes 364 amino acids. NCBI's taxonomy places the organism in Eukaryota, Viridiplantae, Streptophyta, Magnoliopsida, Poales, Poaceae.